CGGGAGGGGCAGUCCCGCCGGGAAGAUGCUCAAAGUCACCAUGCCCUCGUCUCCCUCGUCGUCCUCCUCGUCGUCGUCCUCUUCUUCGUCGUCCUCCUCGUCGUCCUCUUCCUCCGCCGCCGCCGUCCCCCCGACUUCCACCUCCGCUCGGGCCGGCCCCGCCGCCGCGCCCCCCGAGUACUGGAUCGACGGCUCCAACAAGGACACCCUGGCCCACUACUUCGAGGUGGAGUCCGAGCUGGGACGGGGUGCGACAUCGAUUGUGUACAGAUGCAGACAGAAGGGGACGCAGAAGUCAUAUGCCCUCAAAAUGUUAAAGAAAACGGUCGACAAAAAGAUUGUCCGAACUGAAAUAGGAGUUCUUCUCCGCCUUUCACACCCAAAUAUUAUAAAGCUGAAAGAGAUAUUUGAAACCCCUACAGAAAUCAGCCUGAUUUUGGAGUUGGUCACAGGAGGUGAGCUGUUCGACAGGAUUGUGGAAAAGGGAUAUUACAGUGAGCGGGAUGCGGCUGAUGCAGUUAAACAAAUCCUGGAGGCAGUUGCUUACCUUCAUGAAAAUGGUAUUGUCCAUCGUGAUCUGAAACCAGAGAAUCUACUGUAUGCAACUCCAGCCCCAGAUGCGCCCCUCAAAAUAGCUGAUUUUGGACUAUCCAAAAUUGUGGAUGAUCAGGUGACCAUGAAGACAGUAUGUGGAACACCAGGGUACUGUGCACCUGAAAUUCUUCGAGGAUGUGCCUAUGGACCCGAAGUGGACAUGUGGUCUCUGGGGAUAAUCACCUACAUCUUACUUUGUGGCUUUGAACCGUUCUACGAUGAUAGAGGAGACCAGUACAUGUUUAAGAGGAUUCUGAACUGUGAUUAUGACUUUGUCUCCCCCUGGUGGGAUGAUGUAUCUCUAAAUGCCAAGGAUUUGGUUAGAAAAUUGAUCAUUUUGGACCCUAAGAAGCGUCUGACCACCUUUCAAGCUCUUCAGCAUCCCUGGGUAACAGGCAAAGCAGCGAAUUUUGCCCACAUGGACAAUGCCCAGAAGAAACUUCAAGAAUUCAAUGCUCGACGGAAGCUUAAGGCUGCAGUGAAGGCUGUGGUAGCAUCCACUCGCCUGGGCAGUGCCAGCAGUCACAGCAACACCCAUGACAGCAAUAAGCCCAGCCAGAAACCACCUCCGGCCCAGGGCUGUAAAUCUGAAGAGACAUCGGGGCAGAAAAUCGAGCGCACCCAAGAAGAAGAUACGCUGAAGGAUGCCCCAGCAGCAGCAGCGGCGGCACCACCAGAAGAAACAACAAAGGGAGAGGCCCAAGUCGCUUGAUUUCAGGUUUGGGGUUGAAAUCUGUCAUAUGUGGGUGGUGGGGGUGGCGGCUCUACUUACCUCGCCCUCCAGCAAGACAGAUUUGUAAGCAUGACCUGUGCUGUUUUGGUGUUUGGGGUUGGGGAGAGGGAGGGAGAAGGAAGGGGAAUCACAGCAGCUAGUGAUCCUCACUUCAAUGCAUGUGACCGCUUAUGAAACUAGUGCAAUGUCCUAUAUGGUAUGUCUUGGAUACAGUGUUGCCUAAUACCGACCAGUGAAACUUGAAAGUAAACACAAUAUAACUCUCAAAGUCCGUAGACUUGGGUCGAUAGCUAAUGUUUGAAGUGAAUGUUCGAUUUUCUUGUUUUUCAAAAAUAGCUGUCCUUCUACAGUUCAUUCCAGUUUUUUGAAUUGACUAGUGUAGGUAGUUGUAUCGUUGGGAAUGUAUUCCAGUUGCUUUUCAGGUAAAAUUAAAAGCCUGUUGUUUUUUUUAUCAUUAGAGUACACAAACUGUUUACCAGGUAGUAUUUGGAUGUAGGGUAUAUGCAAAAAUAUUCCACUGAUCCAAUCAAAAGUUGAAGCAUUUCCUCCCUCAGAGGUCCCUGAAACUAGAUGUUCCCCAAGCUUGUGUCGAGAAUGCCUUAUUGUACCUGGAACCGUUUCUAUACAGUAUUUUAAUGACGACCAAAAAUGCUUUCAUAAACUCCUUCCAUUUCAUUGCCUGGCAGCGGCAAGAUCCCUAACUUUCUCUUCCCCACAGGAAUUCCCUGUGCUGAAAAACCUCCAAAGGGAAGAGAGGCAGGGGGAGACAUGGGCCAGUGUAUAGUGCAAAAUCAGAACCACAAUCCUUGCCCUUUUUGGAGAUACUUGUACUAUCUGUGACUUCUUUAUAAAUUUGUGUAGCUAGAAAACGUUUUUAUGGGUAAAAUCUGUAAUUACUAAGUUUUAAAUACUUAGAAAAAUCUAUUCCACAGGUUGCUCUUGGAAGUAGGAAUUUUGUGAAAGUGAUUUUUCAGAUUCAAGUCAUUGUCAACUUUGCUACAGUAGGAAGAACUUUGGUAAUAAAUCUCUUCUUCCUAUAAUUAUUAGUCAAAUAUAACACUUGUAAAGCGAGAAGUCUUUAGCAAAGCCAAUAUACAUUUAUAUUACAGCAUGCUAACGUCCGAUUUUCAAACUUCAGGAAACAUCUUUUGACCCUGCCAUUAGCCUUACUCUUAGCCUCGUUCUACUAUUCAUCUCACACUGAGUGAAAUAUUUGACUCUGUUAUGUCAAAUGCUGAACUUUUCAUUUGGAUGGUUUUGUUCUAAACUGGACCAUCCUAGGUUCUCAAAACAGAUUUUUCUCUUUGGAAACCAAUUUUGGUGAUUCAUAAAAGUCAAACUAAUACCAAAUAGAUGGGCUUUAUUUUCUGUGGCAGUUAAAAGAAAUGAUUUUAUCAAAUACUUAUACAUUUGGUAGGUUUUCUAAAAAGAGCUAGCACCUUUGAUGUAAAACCAAAAAAAGAAGAAAAUACAUAGGCUAUAUCUUAAAACAUCCACAUGGAGAAAUCAAACCAGGUUUCUGGUGUUCACACUUUAGUGGUUUUUUUUUUUUUUACCAUUUUGUCAAAGUGGGGAAAGUUAGAAAUAGAAUUUAAUCUUCAGUCCUGAAGUUUAUGAAGUUCUUUUGAAAGCAUAUUUUCUAGGAGUUUCCUUUUCUGCUUAUUUUUCAUUAAAAAUGGUGCUUAAGCUGUAUAUGCAGGCAGGAAUAUUUUUAUUCAGUGACUUCAGUAGUUCUAUGAGAUGAUGCUUUUGAUCUUAGGUGGAUUUGGGUUGUCAGAACCAGCUCUAGCCCUGCUAGGAAGGGGCUCUGCAGAAGUAUGGCAACAUUUCUUACCUUGGUCAUGGAUUCUUUUCUUUUUUUCCUCCUCAGACCUCUUGUUCAGACUUGAUGACAAGAUAGUUGUUCUCAAGUUAUUUUGUAACCCUGAAUUACCCCCAUAGUCACCCUCCAAUGAGAAUAGGGAAGACCAUUUCUCUAUAGUUUGGAAGAUCAAAGUACUAACCUCAGUUAUGCCUAAUGAAUAAUAAUAAUCACCAUAAUACUUAUUAUCAAGCACUUACUAUGUGCCCAGCAUGGUAUUAAA
Molecule: messenger RNA, 3411 nt
Organism: Tachyglossus aculeatus (Australian echidna)
Lineage: Eukaryota; Metazoa; Chordata; Mammalia; Monotremata; Tachyglossidae
Gene: CAMK4
Product: calcium/calmodulin dependent protein kinase IV
Exons: 11
Coding region: 26-1306 (426 amino acids)
Biological process (GO): protein phosphorylation
Molecular function (GO): calcium/calmodulin-dependent protein kinase activity; calmodulin binding; ATP binding
Source: RefSeq, a predicted model, not a curated record